Melitaea cinxia (Glanville fritillary) is the source of this 1672-nucleotide messenger RNA. RefSeq names its product protein fuzzy homolog (gene fy). Bases 284 to 1510 code for a protein of 408 amino acids. The transcript is spliced from 8 exons. Gene Ontology annotation, biological process: vesicle-mediated transport; non-motile cilium assembly. The record is from RefSeq and is a predicted model, not a curated record. Lineage: Eukaryota; Metazoa; Arthropoda; Insecta; Lepidoptera; Nymphalidae.
CUGACCAGCGCCCAAUUCGCCCAAAUAAGCGUUCCACUUAAAAAAUUCGUCCACAACGCCCGCGUCAUUUUUUGCAUUAGUGGAACGGCAAUUUCAGAGGUCGUGGGCGUUGACGUUGUGGGCCUUAGGUGGAACGCAUCCAUAGAAUUUUGACAACCAUUUAACCUUGAACUUGAGAAAUAAACAAAAACAAAGUGCCAAAAUAAACCGCGUUGAAAAACGAUUCCUAUUUUAUUCAUUUUAAACUUUACUAAAUACUACUAUCCUUUAAGCUUCUUGAAGAAUGUCCGUUAUAGCGAUUGCAGUAGCAGCAGAAAGUGGAGUACCUAUAUUUUCAAGAAAACGCGGCAACAAUGAUAAUAUUCAAUUCUCAACAAUUGCAUCACUUCACGGAAUUAACAUGUUCACAAAAUGUCACAACUUAUCCCUUUUAAAUACUAAGGUUGACAAUGGCACAAUACUUUGGAAGGAAUAUUGUAAAAGUAUAACAUUGAUUGGAAUUGCAACAGGUGGUCUUGAAUGUGACUUGGAACUUCUCCUUUCUUGUAUAUAUGAUUCAUUAGUUUUCUUUAUUGGAAAAAAAGAAUUAGAAAAUUUAAAAAAUAUUGAUCAAAUUAAAAGAGACCUACGGCAAUGCUACCCAAUCAUAGACUAUCUUUUGGAAUCACUUGAUCCAAAUUCAUUGCCUCGCUCAACAAUUGUGCUGGAUUCCAUUCAAAGUAUACUUUGUCCCCAAGCACAACAGUUACAGCAAGUAUUAGAUAAUUAUGCCCAAACUGUAACAGGUCGCUGGGCGUGUUUAAGUAUACAUGGACACUUAGUCGCAACAAGUUCAGAUUUUUGUGAAUUAGAUGCAAGAGAAGCAAGAUUACUUCUGUUGCUUGCAGCGGCACAAGAUGGUGUCCCAUUAAGGGAUACUCUUGUAUAUUUACCCCUAAUGAGUCCUAAUGUGGCCUUUAGAGCAGUAACAUGCAAACUUUUAGCAGAUGUUUAUGUUCUGGUGAUUUGUGGAGCAACUCCACCUUUAUCUCAAAUAGAUGAAAUAGUUCUGCAAUGCUGGGAAGGAUAUGCCCAAAUUAUAAAGGAAGCUAAACUGGUGUAUCCGAGAAAUUUUCCAAUGAGUGUCUCUUUCGACCCUGCUCUUAUAGGAGUACUAUUAAUAAAUAUAAACAAAAGAAGAUGUGUGUUUUCUCGACAUUUACAUGGAUCCAAUCAAAAGAGUCGCGUCAUGUCUGGAGUUCAUCGUAUAGACAUAUUGAGAACUUUCUUCAUAACAACAGCAAGAGAUUUAGCACCAGAAUUAAAAGUAGAAGGGGAUAAUAAAGAUAUUCUUGAUGGAACAGUAAGUGAAACAUACUGGUGUUCAGAAUACCACAAAUGUCAUGCACAAAGAUCAGGGAAUUAUUUGUGCUGUGCUCUAUAUGCACCAACAGUUCCUAAUCAUACAAUGAGGUUAUUAACCAACCAAAUACUUCAAGAUAUAUCAACAAAUAAAGAGAUCUUCUGGUAAAUUAUUUUAAUUUUAACAGAAACUUAUCCGUCCAUUAUAUUGUUAUUAUAUAAAGUAAAGCAAUAAAACAACAUUUAACUAUUGUAGCAUUAUUUAUUUGGGCAAUCUUCACUAAAAACACGUAUAUUCCGUAAUAUCUAAAGUAUGGUCUUAUUAAAAUAA